CAGCCCCCUAUCCCUACCGAAUACCUCGAUAGAUCCUCCAAGAUGGCUCAAGCUGCUGGUCUUCUCUACAAGCUUGCGGUACCUGCCGCUAUCAUGGCCUCGGCCGUCCAAGCAUCGAUCUACGACGUCAAGGGUGGCACUCGAGCUGUUAUCUUUGAUAGGCUCAGCGGAGUCAAGGAACAGGUUGUUCAGGAGGGUACACACUUCCUCGUACCGUGGUUACAAAGGAGCAUCGUCUUUGAUGUUCGCACAAAGCCAAGAAAUAUUUCGACAACCACCGGGAGCAAGGACUUGCAGAUGGUUAGCUUAACAUUGAGGGUACUUCACCGACCAGAGGUCGCGAUGCUACCCAAGAUCUAUCAAAACCUGGGCCAAGAUUACGAUGAGCGUGUCCUUCCAUCCAUAGGAAAUGAAGUCCUCAAAGCCAUCGUCGCCCAAUUCGAUGCCGCCGAACUAAUCACCCAACGUGAAGCCGUCUCGAAUCGUAUCCGAAACGACCUCAUGAAGCGUGCCCAGGAGUUCAACAUCGCCCUCGAGGACGUCUCCAUCACGCAUAUGACUUUCGGAAAGGAAUUUACCAAGGCCGUCGAAGAAAAACAGAUUGCCCAGCAAGAGGCUGAGCGUGCCCGUUUCAUCGUCGAAAAAGCAGAGCAAGAGAGACAAGCAAAUGUCAUUCGCGCGGAAGGAGAGGCCGAGGCAGCAGACACCAUCUCUAAGGCUGUUGCCAAAAGUGGUGAUGGACUCGUUCUGAUUAGAAGAAUCGAGACACAGAAAGACAUUGCGCAACUAUUAGCCAACAAUCCCAAUGUGUCAUACCUACCGAGUGGUGCGGGCAAUGGAGAGGGCAAGCAAGGUGGUGGUGGCGGCUUCCUCUUGGGUUUGAAGUGAAUCAAGACUAAUGGAUACAAAGGCUCAUGUAUUACUGAAAGAUGGGGGCGCUGACCGGCUUAGUAGCAUUUUCAUGUAAUAUAUUUGGAUCCAGACUCAAUGGUAAUCUAUACUCAAUACCUUUCGACAAGACCUGAGACAACAGUAUACGAUUGCCUCAGCAUAUAGCUAGAGCCAAUGAACAGAAGUAGGUGAGUAACAGAUGCGCUGUCCCUGAAGUAAGCCUUGUGGUACGUGAGAACAAUGACAUGAUGCAAAUUCUACGCUGGUAGCUCGUAAG
This is a messenger RNA of Pseudovirgaria hyperparasitica, 1168 nucleotides long. RefSeq lists its product as uncharacterized. The transcript is spliced from 2 exons. The record is from RefSeq and is a predicted model, not a curated record. Bases 43 to 888 code for a protein of 281 amino acids. Lineage: Eukaryota; Fungi; Ascomycota; Dothideomycetes; Acrospermales; Acrospermaceae. Gene Ontology annotation, biological process: mitochondrion organization. Gene Ontology annotation, cellular component: membrane; mitochondrion.